CAACGCGCUUACACGCUGACAAAACAAAAGUACUUAAAAAGCGGCGAUCACACCAGCUAUGGGUACCAAAUACCCUCAAAUCAUUAAACACGAUUGACUGAAUUAUUCUGCCGACGUAAAAAAAUCGUCCAUACGCUACUAAAGAACGCCGAGCAACAUCACGGCAAGCAUCAUAUGAUGGCAGAUGAUUUAACCAAACCAUAAUGGCCGGCAGUUCUGGAAAUAUAGACCAAGUGGUGAAGCUAAGUCAAGCUAUCAGCAAAACUACAACAGGUGUAGUAGAAUUUUUCUCAGGUCUGAACAUUUUUCUUGCCUUCACGGCAUUUCUUGGCAAUGUUCUUAUCCUCUUCGCUCUCCGGCAAGUGACUUCUAUUCAUCCGCCGACAAAACUCCUCUUUCAGUGCUUAGCGGUGACUGAUCUUUGCGUCGGUUUUAUUGUACAACCACUAUUCUGCGCCUACUUUAUGCUCCAUGUAAGAGAGAUGAACGUGAAUAGUCUGUAUUAUAUUUUUAAAGUUGGCGGAGGUUUAACAAACAUUUUAUGUGGGAUAUCUGUUUUGACGUCAACUGCAAUCAAUGUGGACAGACUUCUUGCCUUGAUGCUGGGUAUGCGAUACAAACAUGUCGUAACCUUCAGUCGAAUUCGCUAUGUUGUCAUUUCUUUUUGGCUUACUGGUGUACUAUUUGUAGCGCUCUGGGUUUGGAGAAGAGACAUUGGACAAAAGUUAUCCUCUACUUUCAUUCUGCUGUCUCUGAUUACUUCAAUUUCCUCUUUUGUCAAGAUAUACCUUAGGUUACGACAGCAUCAAACCCAAAUACGAAACAACUUUCCCCAAGGACGUCUUAGCGAAUUAGGGAAUCAGCUGAACAUAGCAAGGUACAAAAAAACGGUGUCCAGCAUUUUGUGGGUGCAGUUUGCUUUAUUUGUGUGUUAUGUUCCUUAUGGAAUAUUAGCUGGAACAAAAAUGCUUGACAGUGUGGUGCCAAAGUUGGCUACAGAGACUUUGAUAUCCAUGAACUCAUCUCUAAACCCGGUCCUGUACUGUUGGAAGAUCGGAGAAGUGAGAAAAAAAGUAAAGGGAAUUGUUGUACAGUUGUGGUGUUGUUAA
Molecule: messenger RNA, 1109 nt
Organism: Pocillopora verrucosa
Lineage: Eukaryota; Metazoa; Cnidaria; Anthozoa; Scleractinia; Pocilloporidae
Source: RefSeq, a predicted model, not a curated record